AUGUGUGCUAAUGUUCUUCCCGUUUCUUCACAUCUUUUAAGCAUUGAUGAUGAAGAAAAUGAGAAUGUCCGACUGCAGUCGGAGCUCGACCGCCUUAUUAAGGACGAAUUUGACGCUACGGAGUUUGACGUACGUUCCGAUGUUGCCGAAUCCUUAGCAUCUCACUCAACGCAAGAGAAUGCUUCAAUCAAAGGACAUGCUUUUGAAUCCGACGGAAGGGGUUCUUCAUUCACCCAUGAUUUAUUUGCUGCGGGGAAAUCUAAUGCAGAGGUCCCAUGCGGAAUCUACCAACUGACUCAACAAAACUACCGGCUUUCUCAUCACCAGUACCCUUAUUCAGAUGUUCGCAAUGUAGAGACCCAAGGGAUGGUCACUAAGAAUGGGGCAUCAAGUCCUCAAUUUUACGAACUGCUUUUACAGCCCCAAUGUGACGUGAUCCCUGUGGCUAACGUUGCAAAUCCAUUUUACGAGAGCUCUCCUCCCAACCAAUUUCAAUGUACUGCGAUGUCCCAACAACCGGCUUUUAGCACACCCAAUCUCUAUGGCCACGUUGACGAAGGGCUUGCUGUAUCUCAAGUUCAGCAACACGCGAGAAGCUGUACACCGAUACCCUCUAACUCAUCUACGCCUCGUCAGUCACAUACUUGUUCAUCGAAUGCUUUUAUGAGGGCCGUACUGAGUCCACAGCCGGAUGAAAAUGCCUCACCGGCCCGUCUAAGUCCUAUUCAAAACUACCACUGUGAUAUAAAUAUUGAUGAUCCACCAAUCCUCACUCAAGCUAAAUUAGAAAUGAAGACUCAGUUCGAUGAAAGAAAUCGUGAGUGUCUAAUCUUUGAAGCUCGUGGUCGGCAGCUACAGGAAGCGCAACAACAAAUACUUAUUCUAAAAGAAGAAAUAGCUCAAAAUGAGCGGCUGAACCAUCACAAGGAAAUACUUGCAAAAGCCGAGAUCGAGAACCUGACGCGGGAGUUGGAACGAACAGAAUCUUUGAGAAACACAGCUGAGAAAAGGAAUGCGGAAUUGGCUGAAACCAAUUCCAACCUCCUUAAUGAAAUAGCAGCAGUGAAACACCUUAAAGCGGAGGUAGAAAAGAAGUUGGCAGAUGUUGAGGCCACGAAUGCUUCACUCUCUUCACAACUCGUGCAACUUUCUAGUGGUGCCAGUUUGAGUCUAGCAAAGCAGCGCGAAAACAACCUGACUGAGUGUCUUACUCGUCGCCACGCAAUGGCUGAAGAUGUUCUUCGUGAAAAUCUGGAAAUGGCUCAGCGGAGAAUUGCGGAUAAGGAUCACGAGCUGACUUCUCUUCGCAAGGAUCUAGAGUUGGAACGUCUCCGUAUCCAAGAGUUAACUGCGAAAAAUGCUGAAUUCGUUGAAAGCCUUCAAGGCAAACUGAAAGCUGCACAAGAGAGAUGCUGCGAACUAUCCUCAUCAGCCCUUUGUGCUGAAGUUCAUGAAUUAAGGCAACGCAUCAAGGAGGUUCUCACUUCAAAAACAAUUACCGAUGAUAUCAACGAAAUAUUACAGGAAGAGUUGAAAGAUGUUCGAGAACAAAUGGCAUUGUACGAACAGAGCCUGGGUAUCAACGCUGUCGGAGAAACUGAAGCUGAGGCCUCCUCCGUGUAUAAUUCAGAUGACGUUACUCCAAGACGCCACUUGCCUCUCUUCCAUGACUCUGGAGGUGCUGUUCUCUCGACGAUCGUGACCAAGCCUUCGCAAGGCAGUCCUCGACGCCGCAGUUUCCAAUCAGUUACGUUCGCCACCCAUUUGGAGGGUUGCGAGAUUGGUGACACUCUCGAUGUUGCGAGACUACGAAGGCCCUCCUCAGCAAUCGCUGCACCUCUAUCUUCCACGAGGAAUCAUGAAGCCACUACUAACACGGUGGCGGUGGCAGCUGUUAGCGACGAUGAGGUAAUCUCGAUUACGCCCUCCCGGCGGUCAGCCUUAGAUACAAAGCCCGAGAUUGGUCUUCAUACGACACAAGACCACAUCAAGGAUUCUUCAUCCAAAGUUAAAGACUCCAUCAUCUCCCUGACUCUCUCUUCAUAUCGAGCGAAGCGAGCACAAAUCACUAACCUCCACGAGAAGCUCUUCGCCACACGCUGUGAUCUGCACAAAGCUGUGGCCGAGCGUGAUCGCGCUGAGGUUGCUCGGGCUGACCUGCAGAUACGCGUUCUUGCCUUGGAAAAGGAGCUGAAUCUACAGGCAGACGUACGUAAACCUGGUCCACGGGAAUCUGCUCUCAUCGGGCAACUGGAAAGGCUUCAGGCAGACUAUUCUCGUCUGGAAUCGGAAUUGCAGACUGUUCGUGGUCGGUUACAAGACGCGCUUGCGGCUGAGGCUCGAACGGCAGCAGCGGAACGUACAGCUCGGGAGCGAUUGGAGGCAAGCGCUGCUGAGCGCGAGGCUGCGGUUGAGCGCGCCCGUGCUGCCUGCGAGGUGCACUACACAGCUGCACGACGCCGUCUGGAAACGCAGCUCAAUACUGAGCACGAAUGUCAUCUACACCAGCUCAAACAGGAGGUCAUUCUUUCCAGGGAAGAAACUGCGGCUUAUCGAAAUGAGCUCGAACGUGUUAACAAACUGCUUCAAGAAUCAAAAGAGGCCACUGCGCAUGCCGUACAACUGGCUUUGGCUGAGUCAAUGGAGGAACGCGAGUGCGAGCGCAUUCGAUUUUGGCGAGAGGAGUUACCCCGUCAGAUUGAGCAGGUGCGGCGUAGUUUGUUAUGCGAUGCUGAGGCAAGAUCGGCACUUGAGGCUGACCGGGUUCGCUCCUCCUGCCAGGUGGAAUUUGAGGCCCGUAUGGAUUCCUGCCUAAAGGAGCACCAGGCGGAGUUAGAGCGUUUGCGCCGGCCAAAACCAACUUGUGAUCAAGCUGUUGAUUGCACCUAUGUGGCACACAUACAGCCUUUGUCUGCUCACAGUUUCCCCUUAUUGGGUAAUCUCAUCUCUGACAGCCUCUUUGCGCAGCUUGCUUCUAUUCCUGACGUUGCUAAUCUUUUGCCCCUCAUUGAGGCGAAUCUUGGUCCUAUUCUGCGCAACGUUGCCCAGGCCCUAGUCCAACAAGUCUCCAAUAUCACUACAACGUCCCUGCUUGAGGCAAUUAGUGAUUUUGAUGUGCUCAAAGACUGCCAAACUCAGCUGAAGAGAAAACUCGCGUUGAAGCAGCGUCAUAAUUCCGUUAUCGAAACAAUGCUGAAAAUGCUUGCAGAUCUGGUUAGCAUUGACCUAUCUUCAGAAAUUACGGCAAUGCGUAAGCUUGCCGGCGGGUUUGCUAAAUUUAGCAAAAUUACGCCUGAAUUGAGGCACCAAAUUGGGGAGCAGCCGCCAACUCCAGGUGACGUCAUAAGCGAAGUGCGGGCAUAUGUCCAAUCUUGCCAAGAGAGGUGUGCCAUGGCCUUGCAGACGGGUCUGGUACGCGCACACCGUCGCGCAUGCAGGCAAUUGUCGUUGCGUUUGCGAACUGCGCUCUCCGAGUCUGGUCUACCUCUUCCCUCCGUUGCUCUCAGUAACAUACCUGUGUCUCCCAAGCAUACAACGUUGGGGCUGCCCGAAUCUCAACUGGAGUCUCUCCUGCACGUCAUUGACGGGGUUUGCACUGCCUCCGAGAUGGCAUUUUCCGAGAAUUCUCUCAAAGGUCAACAAGUCUUCUCGCCUCUAUCUCGUAUACACAACCUCCAAAACAAAUCUCAACCCAGCGAUGUUAGUUUACACACUCGCGGUUAUUUUGACCUUGCCUGA
This is a messenger RNA of Hydatigera taeniaeformis, 3738 nucleotides long. NCBI's taxonomy places the organism in Eukaryota, Metazoa, Platyhelminthes, Cestoda, Cyclophyllidea, Taeniidae. The record is from the annotation of a GenBank genome assembly.